AUGGCUAGCGCCGACGGUGGUGCUUAUAGUUAUUCUUUGACCGUCUUCUCCCCAAGUGGAAAGCUUGUUCAGAUUGAACACGCACUUGCUGCCGUAUCGCAGGGCACAACAAGUCUUGGUAUCAAAGCCACAAAUGGAAUUGUCAUUGCCACUGAAAAGAAGACAUCCUCUAUCCUCAUCGACGACUCUGUGAUUGAGAAAGUAGCUACGAUCUGCCCCAACAUUGGAAUCGUUUACUCAGGGAUGGGACCAGACUUUCGGAUACUUGUCACGAAGGCGCGAAAGAGUGCUCAGGCAUACUGGAAGAUCUAUGGGGAAUACCCACCUACAAGAGUGCUGACACAGGAAAUUGCGACAGUCAUGCAGCAAGCUACACAAUCAGGAGGUGUAAGGCCUUAUGGUGUAUCAUUACUAGUUGCAGGCUGGGACAGCCAUCGAGGUCCUUCCCUUUAUCAAGUUGAUCCUUCCGGUUCCUUUUGGGCAUGGAAAGCAAGCGCGAUCGGGAAAAACAUGAUCAAUGCCAAAACUUUCCUGGAAAAGAGGUAUAACGAUGACAUCAGUCUGGAGGAUGCCAUCCACACUGCACUUUUGACCCUUAAGGAAGGAUUUGAGGGUCAAAUGACUGAGAAGACUAUUGAAAUCGGUGUAGUUACUGUCCCAACGCCCGCAGAACUGGAAGAGGGCAAGAUUGGAGGCGAAACAGGUCGGCCGAAACCUACUUUCAGGAAACUUACUGAAGAGGAAGUCCGCGACUAUUUGGCUCUUUAA
This is a messenger RNA of Psilocybe cubensis, 768 nucleotides long. RefSeq lists its product as uncharacterized. The coding region runs from base 1 to 768 and encodes 255 amino acids. The record is from RefSeq and is a predicted model, not a curated record. Gene Ontology annotation, cellular component: proteasome core complex, alpha-subunit complex; proteasome core complex. Gene Ontology annotation, biological process: ubiquitin-dependent protein catabolic process. NCBI's taxonomy places the organism in Eukaryota, Fungi, Basidiomycota, Agaricomycetes, Agaricales, Agrocybaceae. The transcript is spliced from 5 exons.